This is a messenger RNA of Oncorhynchus mykiss (rainbow trout), 1092 nucleotides long. It is a transcript of the gene mstn2a, whose product is annotated as myostatin 2a. The record is from RefSeq and is marked provisional. Gene Ontology annotation, molecular function: cytokine activity; growth factor activity. Gene Ontology annotation, cellular component: extracellular region. NCBI's taxonomy places the organism in Eukaryota, Metazoa, Chordata, Actinopteri, Salmoniformes, Salmonidae.
AUGCAAUUUAUGCUUUACCUGACACUCUUAGGUGUACUUAGCACCACCAUGGGGAUGAAUGAAACCACGAGGCGCCAAGCCAACGUAACAGAAGAGGGAGAAGUACAGCAAUGCUCAAACUGCGAGUUCAGAGAACAGAGCAGACUAAUGAGACUCCACAACAUCAGAUCCCAAAUUCUCAGCAUUCUGAGGCUGGAGCAAGCUCCAAACAUCAGCCGAGAAAUGAUCAGGCAGCUCUUACCGAAAGCGCCUCCCUUGACACAACUUAUAGACCAGUAUGAGCAUCGUGUGGAGGAUGAGGAGCGUGCCACCACUGAAACGAUCAUAACCAUGGCAAAACCUGGACCAAUGUCACAACAAGACGGAAUACCGUCUUGUUGUUUCUUCAAUCUCAGUCCGAAGAUUCGACCUAACAACAUUUUACAUGCACAACUUUGGGUGCACCUGCGACCAGCUGACACAGUCACAACUGUCUUCUUGCAAAUCUCCCGCAUAAAAGCAACCACUGAGGGAAACUCACGCAUACGGAUCCUCUCCCUGAAGAUCGAUGUGGCUUCUGGUGCAAGCUCUUGGCAAAGUGUAGACAUCAAUCAAUUACUCAAAACCUGGCUUCGUCAGCCAGAAACUCAUUAUGGUCUCGAGAUCAAAGCUUAUGAUUCGAAAGGGCAGGACUUGGCUGUCACGGUAGCUGAGCUGGGAGAAGAGGGACUGCAACCCUUCAUGGAGGUGAAGAUAUUGGAGAGCCUAAAACGUUCCCGGAGGGCCUCAGGCCUGGACUGUGAUGAGGAGUCUUCAGAGACGCUGUGUUGCCGCUACCCCCUCACCGUUGACUUUGAGGCCUUUGGGUGGGACUGGAUCAUUGCCCCCAAACGCUACAAGGCCAACUACUGUUCUGGAGAGUGUGAGUACAUGCACCUCCAGAAGUACCCCCACACUCACCUGGUGAACAAGGCUAACCCCCGGGGUACCACAGGGCCCUGUUGUACUCCAACUAAGAUGUCCCCCAUCAACAUGCUCUACUUCAACCGCAUGGAGCAGAUCAUUUAUGGGAAGAUACCAUCUAUGGUGGUGGACCACUGUGGCUGCUCCUGA